Osmia bicornis bicornis is the source of this 1465-nucleotide messenger RNA. RefSeq lists its product as uncharacterized. The transcript has 7 exons. The record is from RefSeq and is a predicted model, not a curated record. Lineage: Eukaryota; Metazoa; Arthropoda; Insecta; Hymenoptera; Megachilidae.
CGUAUUUAAAAUGGAUACUGCAUCCUUUUCCGACAUUCGUUUGACAUGUUAUCAUUCCUUCAAUAAUGAGUAUAUGCGGGAAUUUGUAAGCAGUUUAUGCGACGUGUGCAAUAUACAGAAGUAACUUCAGUGGAUAUGCGAGAAGCUUUUUAAAAUUGUAGAGAUGUUUUAAAAUUAUUCUAUAUUUUAAUUUUGUUUGUUUUCCACAAUGUCAACGUCUACUUCUACAUAUAUAGAACAACAAGUGACUAAUGUCAUUAAAAGAUUUAAAUUUGAAGAAAUGGAAUCAUCUGUAAUGCCAAUUUUUCCAGAAAUAUCAUGGACUAAUGUAAAAUCUCAGUUGGUCAAAUGUCACAAAACAUUUACAUCAAUUAAUGUAGCACCAAAUUAUUAAAAAGAUUGUACUGAAAUAAAUCUACCGGAGAAAACUUUGAUAGACCGUCUACUAACACUAAAAUUAAUUGACAUAAGUUGGCAUAAUAAACGAUUAAUGUGGUAUGGUUACACAUUCAUUAAUUCUAAUAAAUCUACAAAUUAUUUUAUAAACAAAGAUAUUGCAGACAACAUGCAAAAUUAUUUUGACUCUCUAAAUUUAAAAGUUGAUGUAAGAGUGCAUACGCACAGUGGUAUCACAUUUGUAGCUUUGUUUACAAGAGGAAGAAUACAAGAACAAAAGUAUGUUAAUGCUACAUAUCUUGCCUUGUUUAUUGGUCAAAAGUAUUUCUUCUCUACUAGAAGAUACGUUUCAUCAGAUCUUUUAAAUGCAGUAAUAAGGUGUAUGGGUUAUAUGGAUUCUAAGAGACUUAAAUUAACGGGAAAAGAUCUUAGAUCUUUGAGUAAAUUAUGUUGGAGGAAAAUGGAAGGAGCAUUAAAUUCUAAUAUUGAUAACACUUUGGAAUAUAAAGAUGCUGUUCCCAAUAUUAAAAAAACGGGUAUAGAUUUUACUCAACAAAAACAACGGAGAAAAUACUCGGAAACGUGUUUUGGUGAUAAUCCAGCUACCCUAGAAUCGCUUGUUAUAAAUGUACCAAGUACACCUGUGAUUCACAAAGACAUAAUAAAAGAAUUACCAAAUGAAAAUAUACAUGCAACGUGGGAGUUCCGUAGUCAUAAUAUUCCAGAGUGUUUAACAAAGUUAAUAGAACGGCGUGUACUUGUUACACCUCUACCUUAUUAUAUAUCAAAUCUUAUGGUAUUAGGAAAGAAUAAAAUAACGCUAGAAUAUAAUAAUUGACAAUAUUCGAAUGACGCGUAAUCUUAAUAUUUAGUAAAAUACAAAAGUUGCUUAUUAUUUUAAGAACUUAGAAUUUGUACAUACAGUUAGGGCUUACAAAUGGUUUUCAACAAUUACAUGACGUGAAAUAGUACUAUAUUUCUACUACUGUAGAUCUAGUAUAAAAUAAAAAUAUAAAAUUUAAUUAUUUCUUUUAUCAAAAUAGCAACCUUUAUAUUAAAAAUGAUUGUA